GGCACGAAGACUUGGCAACUUCGAUCCUCUUCAUCUACUCCACUCUCAUACCCAAUUCAUAAACCUUUCUCUUACUCUCCUCCUUAUCACUUUCUUUUGGCCUGUGUGGGAGGUAGGGGUAGACAUAUUCUUCUUCUGCAAUUCAGAGCUAAAUAAUUGAGUUGGCAAGAAUGAUGGAACAAGUAAAGGGAAAUAAUUGGCUUGAUGGGUCUGAAGAUGAGCUUAUUGUGAGCGAGCUUCUUGAUGAUGAAUCCCCUUUCUUCCUGUUGCCAAAUGAAGCUGUUGAAUCCAAACCAACUCCUAAUUAUUCCAAUGAACAAACUGUUACUCGACUCAUUUCCACUGUCUAUUCUGGGCCAACAAUCCAAGAUAUUGAUCAUGCUUUAUCCAUCACUAGCAGCAGCACUCAGAUGGACCAAUUCCAAGCACUUUCACAGGCCUGCAGAAUUUCGAUUUUGGAAAGGGGUUUCAGUAAGAUUGAGAAUAACAAAUAUACUCUUAAAUUCAAAACGUGUGGCAAUGGAAUGGCUGAUGAUGGUUAUAAAUGGAGAAAGUACGGCCAAAAAUCUAUCAAGAACAGCCCAUAUCCUAGAAGCUACUACAAGUGCACAAACCCAAGGUGCAGUGCAAAAAAGCAGGUGGAAAGAUCCAGAGAAGACGAGGACACACUCAUAGUCACCUAUGAGGGCCUCCAUUUACACUUUGCUCACCCAUAUUUCUUACUGGACCAACCUAUUCUUGUGAAUCCACAACCAUUCAAGAAGCCCAAGAAGACAGCUGAAACAGCAGAAGAAUGCCCAUCACGAGCAAGUCCGACCACUGGCUCAGUGGAUGAGUAUUGCGAGCCUCAGGGUCUGCUUGAAGAUGUAGUGCCUUUGAUGAUUAGGAAUCCAUUGUCUUCAAAUUCUUCUUCUUGCUCUUCUUACCGUUCUCCACCUACUUCACCUUCUUCACUGUCUUGGUCUCCUAAUCAUACCCAUUCUUGUUUUUGAUCAUUACAUGAAUGUAUGUUAAGUGGAUCAUAUUAUAUAACCCAAUAAUCCCUCUUCUUUUCUUCUGUUAUGGCUUAGAUAAUUUGGUUUAAUAAUGUAUAAUUAUAUAUUAAUUAAUACUACUAUUGUAUUGUAUC
This is a messenger RNA of Hevea brasiliensis (rubber tree), 1129 nucleotides long. RefSeq names its product probable WRKY transcription factor 49. Bases 171 to 992 code for a protein of 273 amino acids. Gene Ontology annotation, biological process: regulation of DNA-templated transcription. NCBI's taxonomy places the organism in Eukaryota, Viridiplantae, Streptophyta, Magnoliopsida, Malpighiales, Euphorbiaceae. The record is from RefSeq and is a predicted model, not a curated record. Gene Ontology annotation, molecular function: sequence-specific DNA binding; DNA-binding transcription factor activity. The transcript is spliced from 3 exons.